AUGACUCGUGAGAACUUGCUGCCAUCAGGUAAAGAAGUUCAUUCAAAAUUCUUAAAUAGUGGCCCAUCGUUUCCGCAAUUUGAUAUUGAAUGCAUCGAGCCUGAGAAUGAAGGACUGAACGAAGACACUGAUUAUUCGCCACCUUCAAUGUCAUCAUGCAGCUCUUCAUCAUUGGAUGACGAGGGAUCUUUUGAAAAAGUCUCGGAAGAAUACAUCAUCACGACUGUAAAAUCAAGGAGAGGACGCGAAAAAAAAACUGAGUUGGAAGGAUUUUUAGUUGGAACGGAAAUCGAUACUUUGCCCUACUUGAUGAAAGAUGAUGCAGAAGACAAAUCCAUUCCUUUGAUGAACGUCUCGUCAAUUCCACACAAUGAGCUCGCUCACAGCAAUGCUCCACAAAAUAACAUGGAAGAGGAAAGGGUUGAAGCAAUUGAAGAGGUCUGUGAGGAAAUUCUAAAUAACCUGGUAGAGCAAGUGGACCAACCGGAGUACAACGAGGUCAUGGAUUGUGAAGUUUCCGAAAACCGUGGCAGCAGAUGGAGACGACGAAAUCCACAAAAAUGGCAGUGUAAUAUGGAAAAACGUAAGCGAAGUCAAUGUUUACCUUACGAAGGGAAGAAAAAGCUACGACCUGCCAAAACUCCGAAAACAAUCAACUGCCAGAAGUGUCGUUUCCAUUGCUCCAAAUACUUCACAGAAGCUCAGCGGGAAAACAUUUGCGCUUUUUAUUGGGGCCUAGACGAUUUUAAAAGGCAGAAGGAUUUUAUUUUGGGGCAAGUAACUUUGCAAGCUCCUGCAAGAAGACGACCUCGUGAGGAAGGGGCUCCGCGCAGCAACAGUAUGUCAUACCGAUUUAAAGUUAAUGGAGACGAUGUAAGAAUGUGCCAAAAAUUUUUCCUCUCAACUCUGUGCAUAUCCAAAGAUGUCGUGUAUAAUGCUCUCAUGCAUAAAGGUGAGUAUGGCUCGUACGUUGGUGAAGAUAAACGAGGGAAACGAGCUCCUGCGAACAAGACGAUCGUCAAGAAACACAUCGAGAGCUUUCAUGCUGUGGAUUCGCAUUACUCCAGGAGUUCAAGCCGCAGACGGUACCUGGAUGCCACUCUUAGCAUUGAAAAGAUGUAUGAGCUCUACUUAGAGGAAUUCAAGAAAGAAUAUGAAGACAGGCCUCAGGAUGAGGAACCAGAUCGUGCCGAAGAAGCAAAAUCUCCACGUCCUGUUUUCCUGUUUAUUUACAAGAGGGUAUUUGGUACUGAAUACAACCUAUCUUUUUACCAUCCAAAGAAGGAUAGGUGCCAAACCUGCGAGAAUUAUCAUAAUGGUAGCCAGGAUGAGAAAGCAAUGCUACAAGAAAAUUACGAUAAUCACCAAUUGAGGAAGGAUGAUUGUAAUGCCGCCAAAUCACUCGACAAAAUUUUCAGACACAUGUGGGGGGCAAAA
Messenger RNA from Iphiclides podalirius (scarce swallowtail), 1437 nucleotides. NCBI's taxonomy places the organism in Eukaryota, Metazoa, Arthropoda, Insecta, Lepidoptera, Papilionidae. The record is from the annotation of a GenBank genome assembly.